CUUCUGUUUGUUUUGGCCUUUGGCGGUUGAAGAUCCCUGAUCACCAACUGAACAUCGUAUGUCUGACGAAACGAGCGAGUAUCUAAAUCUAGAUCUAUGAAAGGAAAGGAGAAAAAGAACAAGAGUAGAUCUAGCUUCUAAAAUCUAGUGAUUGGCGAGCUGGCCUCGAGACUGGUGGUAGACUUCAGUUUUUGGCUCGUUGAGCCAUUUACCAGAGGUUGACAACCGAGGAGGUUUUCAAAGUAUCAAAGAUGGCAGAUUUGAAUGCUGAAAAAGAGUGUGUUGUCAUUGAGGAUGCUGAAGACAAUGAAGAUCAGCCUGGGCCCCCUCGUGCAAAGUUUAAACCGUCUGCCUGUUCUUAUGAGGCCAAUUGGUUCAAUGAGCCUUAUGAGCAGCCAACAAAGCAAGUGAUCAAUUGCGAAAUUCCACAAGAAUACAUCCAGAAGUUUCAAGAUCUAAUUUGGAAUCAUCCGCACGAUAGAAUGGUGCCUGGAUAUGGAAUGACUCCUAAAGAACUGGCUUGUGUGUCCUCUGAUGGUAGGAAAGGCUGGUUGGUCACAUCUCACUUCUACUGGCUGUCCCGAUGUCUGAACCAGCAGCAGCGCCACACUCGCUGUUUUGUUUUGGAUCCCUCUGUCCGAAAAGAGGCCAUCAGCAAAAACUUCAGUUCGACAUCACCAAGGGAAAUUGAGAGGAUCAUAUUUGUGAUGAGUGUUGGGCGACAGGAUGACGGAGUCGUGUUCUUUGGAACAGACAUCAUGCAGGGAGAACACUGGUCCGUAGCGAUUGUCGAUGCCAAAACAGGAGAUGUGUAUUAUUGUGAUACCUUGGGCUGGCCGGCACCAGAGAAUUUUUUGUCAUGUAUUCUGAACUAUACCAGGCAUUUAGGAUUCAAACGGACCAACGAGAUGAAAAUUAUCAUGGCUCACGAACAAAACCUUGAGCAGCAUGUCUGUUCUCAAAACUGCACCAACUACCCGCUACAAACCUGCUCUGAUGUGUGUGGUGUCAUUGCUAUGGUAUGUAUUGCUGUAGCAGCGCUAGACAGGAAGUUAUUUGCUCUUUUGAUGAACCCGUUAGACGAAAGAAUCACUCUGUAUCUCACCAAUCCCACUGAUUACUCGUCUUAUCUCCGGCGUGUCAUCAUCUGCUGGCUGGCAAGCUCCCAUAUUGACAUCAGGAGGAUCAGCCUGAGACCAGACUUUCAGCCCUACCCUUCGCCCAGUAGUUUGGCUCAGACCCAGACGACCGGCUACAAGAGGAAGUACAUAGAGUCUGUCAAUGGGGAGGGAUGUAGCAGUUCUAAAAAAGGUUCCAAAUCCACAGACAAUGUCAAUGAUUACUUGAAAGAGAACUUGUGUUCGCGGAGUAAUGCUGUGCAGUUUGUCAAAGAAAUGACACAGAUGUUCCCCAGAGCUAAAGGAGCAGCUGAAGUACGGAAAAGGAAGAAGGAAUUCUUUGAUCAUUUUGUAUUCAACAGCUCUUUUCUCAGAGACAAAGAUGAUGCUCACAGUACAAAUUCAUAUGUCAGAGAACUACUGAAGUUCCCAGAGUUAAAUCCAGUCAUAUUUUUCAAAGGUUCGGGAAAGGAAUCUCCAAUUCUGAAAGAAGAUGACGUGGCCAUUGGUAUUCAAACACGCUUUCAGAGAGAAAUCAUGAAACUUUAUGGUAGAAAGUGUAUCUGUGUGGAAGUGAUUAGAAAGUCCGAAUUGUAUGGAUUCAAUGUCAUCACAGUCUCUGUGGUGUAUGAGGGCACUCACGAAGUCCCGUGUGCUUGGUUAAUUUCGAACAGAAACGACAGUCAGCUGUACAAACUUUUCUUCCAGGCCUUGAAGUCAAAAAUAGGUGACUUGAAGACGGAAAUUUUCAUAGGUGACAUGGGAUUCAGCUUUUUCAAAACUUGGAUUCAGGUCUUCACGAAGCCUGACAAAAAAAUGUUCUGCACCUGGGAGGUGAUGCGGGUUUUGAAUAGUCGAAUGGAAAACUUCAUACACAAUGAAAAACAUCGAGAGGAAGUGAGGGAAUGCAUCAGUGUUCUCCCAUCCAUCGUUGAUGUAGAUUUGUUCAAGAAAUACGCUGGGUGUAUACUUCAGGUCAUCAGACCCUGCUCUGAAGAAUUCCACGACUACAUGAAAACAAAGUUUGUCGAUGAUUCUAAAGACGCCUACUGGGCCAGCUGUCACAGGGUCAAAGGGUCGGCCCCCUUCAUUCCUUUUUUACUUCCCUUUAGUCAUACUUUGGAGGCCGUCGACUUCCACAGUAAAGUCAGCAUUGACCGGAUGGACACGUUUAUCCACAAAUUCUUGCAGCUGAUCAAAUACUACGAGACCAAGCUUCAGAUCGAGACUAGUCAAGAAAAGCUAGCGAGAGCUUGCCGGGACAUGUCUUUCAAGCAUCAGCAGCCCCUUCACAACUGUGAUAUCUACCAGUCAGCCACCGAGGAGGAAUUCUACAUUCCUGCCACAGAGGACAGCAACAGCUGCAGCAUUGUGGAGUCAGGGCUGGAGGAAGGGGCUUGCCGCGUGGUAUGUGAGAAGUGCAAGAUUUGUGUACACCACUAUGUGUGCACCUGCCCGCAGUACCUCUUAGUUCCGGGUGGCUGCAGUCACAUACAUUUUGUGCACACCUUUAAAAAGAUGAACAAAGCUAUGGGCAACAACAGUUUUGCUGAUUCAGAAACAUCGUCGGCAGUUCCCCAGGAUGGAGAGAAUGGUAUAGGAGGUCUGAAAGGAGACGUGUUGAAAGAUCUUGGUUCUCUCAGGGACAAGGUGAAGCAGUGUGACAGUCCAGAAGUUCUAGAAAGUCUCCAUAAAGCAUUAAAGGGUCAACUAAAAGAUGGCGACUGAGCUUGUUUGUGCCAGUGACAGUGUACGUCUGUGUAGAUAACUCUUGUAAGUAAGUAUGUUUGUAAAAAAA
This is a messenger RNA of Aplysia californica (California sea hare), 2916 nucleotides long. RefSeq lists its product as uncharacterized. NCBI's taxonomy places the organism in Eukaryota, Metazoa, Mollusca, Gastropoda, Aplysiida, Aplysiidae. The transcript has 5 exons. The coding region runs from base 252 to 2846 and encodes 864 amino acids. The record is from RefSeq and is a predicted model, not a curated record.